This is a messenger RNA of Arabidopsis arenosa, 325 nucleotides long. The record is from the annotation of a GenBank genome assembly. NCBI's taxonomy places the organism in Eukaryota, Viridiplantae, Streptophyta, Magnoliopsida, Brassicales, Brassicaceae.
AAUUACAAAAGCAACAAAACAAACACAUACACACAUCAACAUAAACAGCCAAAAGAUGAGUUCUAAAGGAGAAGGCUCUAGUUCUACGGCGGAGAGGGAGGUGAAGAAGCAAGCAGCGAGUGUGAUUCCCGUUAAGAGGAAGCUGGUGAAGACUAUGGCCGCGAAAGCCAUUAUCUCUGCCCUCACUCCAUCCGGUUGUGGCCGGAACUCUGACUCUACCGGCGACGGCAAAGGUAACGGAGGGCGCGUGUACCCCGCUACUCAUCGUUGAUCGGAUAUUUUCUUGGGGUUGAAGAUAUAUAUGCCGUCGUGAUCGUAUUUGGGU